Hibiscus syriacus is the source of this 2385-nucleotide messenger RNA. RefSeq lists its product as uncharacterized. The annotation marks the transcript as partial. Gene Ontology annotation, biological process: DNA integration. Gene Ontology annotation, molecular function: nucleic acid binding. The record is from RefSeq and is a predicted model, not a curated record. The transcript is spliced from 5 exons. Lineage: Eukaryota; Viridiplantae; Streptophyta; Magnoliopsida; Malvales; Malvaceae.
AUAGUUCGAGAGUUCCCUGAUGUUUUUCCUGCUGAAUUGCCAGGAUUACCUCCGGAUAGAGAGGUAGAAUUUCAAAUUGAAAUAAUGCCGGGAACAGCUCCGAUUGCAAUGGCACCUUAUCGAAUGGCUCCGAAAGAAUUGCAAGAGUUAAAGAAUCAAUUACAAGAGUUGCUAGAGAAGGACUAUCGACAGCUCAAUAAGGUGACCAUCAAGAACAAGUAUCCCCUUCCGCGCAUUGAUGAUUUGUUUGAUCAACUAAAAGGAGCUUCGGUAUUUUCGAAGAUUGAUCUACGUUCGGGUUAUCAUCAAUUAAAGAUCCAGGAGAAAGAUAUUCCGAAGACAGCUUUAAGAACGAGAUAUGGUCAUUAUGAAUUCAUCGUAAUGCCAUUCGGAGUAACGAAUGCACCUGCUGCUUUCAUGGAUCUUAUGAACAGGAUUUUUCAGCCCUACUUGGACCAGUUUGUUGUUGUCUUUAUUGAUGACAUACUGGUGUACUCGAAAUCCCAUGAAGAGCAUAGCACACAUCUGAGGAUCGUCUUGCAAAUAUUAAGAGAUAAAAAGUUGUAUGCCAAAUUGUCUAAAUGUGAGUUCUGGUUAAACGAAGUAAUUUUCCUGGGGCAUGUGAUCUCGGCAGUUGGGAUUAGAGUAGACCCUCAGAAAGUUAAAGCUAUAAUGGAUUGGGAAGUUCCUAAGAAUGUGUCUGAAGUUUGGAGUUUUCUUGGACUUGCCGGUUACUAUCGAAGAUUCGUUAAGAAUUUUUCGAUGAUUGUGCUGCCUCUAACAAAGCUAAUGAGAAAGAACGUACCAUUUGUUUGGACUUCUGAAUGUCAAGAAAGUUUCGAAGCUUUAAAGAGAAUUCUGACGGAAACUCCGAUAUUGGUUCAACCGGAAUCUGGCAAGAAUUUUGUAGUAUACAGUGACGCAUCCCAUAACGGACAGUUGAAACCACAUGAAAGGAAUUACCCCACACAUGAUCUAGAAAUGGCUGAUGUAGUAUUCGCUCUCAGGAUUUGGCGUCAUUAUCUUUAUGGGGAGCGUUGUUACUUAUAUACGGAUCAUAAGAGCCUGAAGUACCUGAUGACUCAAAAAGAAUUGAAUUUGAGGCAACGUAGAUGGGUAGAGUUCUUAAAGGAUUAUGAAGUGAUAAUUGACUAUCAUCCCGGAAAGGCUAAUGUGGUAGCAGAUGCUCUGAGAAUUGUAAUACCCGACAAUGAAGACUUGAAGAAAGAAAUAUUAACUGAGGCUCAUUGCAGUCCGUUAACGAUGCACCCGGGUGGAACCAAGAUGUAUAUGGAUUUGAAGGAUCGAUUUUGGUGGUCAGGGAUGAAGCGAAGCAUCACAGAAUUUGUGUCUAAGUGUUUGAUAUGUCAACAAGUCAAAGCCGAACAUCAAGUUCCCUCAGGAUUAUUGCAACCGCUGUUCAUUCCUCAAUGGAAAUGGGAAAAUGUUACGAUGGAUUUUGUUUCGGGGUUACCCUUGACUCCGAACAAAAGGGAAUCAAUCUGGGUAAUUGUUGAUCGAUUAACUAAGUCAGCGCAUUUCCUCCCUGUUAGAACGGAUUUCUCUAUGGAAAAGUAUGCAGAGCUGUAUAUUAGAGAAGUUAUUAGAUUGCAUGGAGUACCUGUUUCCAUAGUCUCUGAUCGGGACCCCCGAUUCACUUCUAGAUUCUGGAAAUCUUUGCAUGGAGCGUUAGGGACUCGUUUAAACUUUAGUACGUCUUUUCAUCCUCAGACUGAUGGGCAAUCAGAGAGAACUAUUCAGAUACUGGAAGAUAUGUUGAGAGCAUGCGUAAUGGAAUUUAAAGGAUCAUGGGAAAAGUAUUUACCGCUGGCAGAGUUCGCUUACAACAAUAGUUAUCAGUCUAGUAUAAAGAUGGCCCCAUAUGAAGCAUUAUAUGGAAGAAAAUGUCGUACUCCAUUAAAUUGGUAUGAACUCAAAGACCGAAGUGUUCUUGGUCCGGAUUUAAUUCAAGAUGUAGAACAGAAAGUUCGAGAAAUUCAGUAUAACCUCAAAGUGGCCUCUGAUCGGCAAAAGUCCUAUUCGGAUCUUAAAAGGAAAGAAAUUGAAUUUCAAGUUGGAGAUAAGGUGUUUUUAAAAGUGUCUCCAUGGAAGAAGGUGUUGAGAUUUGGUCGGAAAGGAAAAUUGAGUCCUCGGUUUAUUGGACCAUAUGAGAUUGUAAAGAGAGUAGGACCUGUAGCAUAUCAGCUAACUUUACCACAUGAGAUGGAAAAGAUACAUGAUGAAGAACCGAUUCAAAUUUUAGCACAUGAAAUUAAGCAAUUGAGGAACAAGAUUAUUCCUUUAGUCAAAGUAUUGUGGAGAAAUCACAGAGUAGAAGAAGCAACGUGGGAGCGUGAAGAGGAUAUGCGACAUCAAUACCCUCAU